AACCCGCUUAAGUUUUCAAGGCUUCUUCUACAAUUCUCUCAUUUCGAAUUUGAUAAAGAGAGGAGACGAUAGUGAGGGAAGAGAGUGAGAGAGAGCUGUAGCAGUGUUUGAAAUCCUUUGGAUUGCAUCACCAGGAGCAAGAGAUCACGAUGAUCAUUUGUUGGAUUUCGUCAUUGAAGCUCUGAAGUUUUUUUUCGUCAUUCUCGUAUCAACUGAAUCGCUGCUUUCUAUUGUUGAUGAUAUUCAGUCUAAGAAACGGGGACUUUCGCUGGAGGAGAAACGAGAGAAGAUGCUUCAGAUAUUCUAUGAGUCUCAAGACUUCUUCCUACUAAAGGAACUUGAGAAGAUGGGGCCGAAGAAGGGUGUAAUUAGUCAGUCUGUGAAAGAUGUUAUCCAGAGUUUAGUCGAUGAUGAUCUUGUUGCGAAAGACAAGAUUGGAAUUUCUAUCUACUUUUGGAGCCUUCCCAGCUGUGCUGGCAAUCAACUUAGGAGUGUUCGCCAGAAACUUGAAUCUGAUCUUCAGGGUAGUAACAAAAGGUUAGCAGAACUUGUUGAUCAGUGUGAGGCCCUAAAGAAGGGAAGGGAAGAAUCGGAGGAACGAACAGAGGCCUUGACGCAACUCAAAGAUAUUGAAAAGAAACACAAAGAUCUGAAGAACGAGAUGGUACAAUUUGCUGACAACGAUCCAGCUACUUUGGAGGCAAAGAGGAAUGCAAUUGAAGUUGCUCACCAGUCGGCUAACAGAUGGACAGAUAACAUCUUCACACUGCGACAAUGGUGUUCAAACAACUUCCCCCAGGCCAAGGAACAGCUAGAACAUCUAUACACGGAGGCGGGAAUCACUGAGGACUUUGAUUACAUAGAGUUAUCAUCAUUCCCUUUGAGCUCAUCCCAUGAAGCUGAUACCGCAAAGCAGCUAGUACAAGAUGAAGCUUAGUUCUAAUACUCUCCAGCAUAACAGUUAAAGAAACAAUAGCUUAAGUAAAAAAUCUUUUCACUAUCCUUUUAAGUUUUCUGGUUUUAAAGGUUGCAACAGUCUGUAAUUCUCUAUGUGACCCAAUCAUCUAAUGUCAAAACUCGGUUACAAAUUCUGUGGUCAGAAAAGAUUUUUAUUUUCUUUGUAUCUGUCGGCUAUGUCCAAGCUUGGCUAUGUUUUGUUAUAAUAUUUUAUUGGAGUUAUAUAUAUAUCAUGCGUUAGUUGUUGACCCACUGGUUACUUCUUGAUAGCUGUAUUACCAUUUUAUAUUCUUUCUUGGCCGCUUUUUUCAGUCGUG
Molecule: messenger RNA, 1274 nt
Organism: Arabidopsis thaliana (thale cress)
Lineage: Eukaryota; Viridiplantae; Streptophyta; Magnoliopsida; Brassicales; Brassicaceae
Gene: ATMND1
Product: Mnd1 family protein
Exons: 10
Coding region: 290-937 (215 amino acids)
Biological process (GO): reciprocal meiotic recombination
Cellular component (GO): nucleus; nucleolus
Molecular function (GO): double-stranded DNA binding
Source: RefSeq, marked reviewed